GCAGUAGUUACUGAUUUUGUUGUCUGUUCAGGCUCAGCACAUGUUGAGCAGAUUGUUUGUCUUCAGUUUUGAACAAUGGCUUUUGGAUUUUGUGUGAGGGUGCUCUUGCUCUCACUAUUGGCAUUUGGGUGGCAUGCAAAAGCACUCACCUACAGAAGUGGAGGCUCCAGCAGCAUUGAACCUCACUUUGAGCUAGCUGAAAACUUCCCAAGGAGCUACAAACCUGCUCUAGCUCCUUCCAGUUAUGAGAGCUCUGCACAGCCUCUGGGUAGUUAUGGACCCAGUUACACUCUGAAGCCUGCUGCUGCACCUAGUGGAGGAAGGUUCAGUGGUUCCUAUGAGGGGCGAGGAAAUGGCUACAGUCCUGAAGGAAGUGUUUCUAGUUCCAUGCCUGACUUGCUAAUGCUUCAAAAACCCAGACAAAACUCAGAGCAGCCACAUUAUCAACCUAAUUCGGAUAUAAAUGGUGUCCCCCAGACCAAAGCCGGCAGGUGGGACUUGGCUUUACCACAAAAUAGGAAUGGAUUUGAGUCGGGUAUUGUUUCAAGCAAUGGAAUUGAGAUGCAUUCUGGUCAGCAACCGACCAGGCCCGCCUACCCUGGCAAGCCCCAUGGUUUUAAAACUGGGGUGCGAGGACUGUUAGGAAUCAUUCAGCUAAUACCUGCAGACAGAAAACAACCACAGAGCAGUAAAACCGAAGCCAGCACCCUGCCUCCAUCCUCCAGCCUCACUAACAGAAAGCUUCCUCAGCUGAAGGCGGGGCCAAGCGGACGCGCGCCCCCGUCCCUUCAGGCGCGCUCCCGGGCCGCGUCUCCUCCAGCAGUCAGUGGAGCAGCGCUCUGUGGAAAGUUGAGUCUCUCCGGCGGCGUCGUGCUGUUCCCUGCUGUCAGUCGGUCCUCUCUGCUCCAACAUGCGUCUCCUCCUGCAGACAUGGGAUUUAUAACCGCGGGCUCUGCUGCUGCUUCUGUCCGUGUUCUGGUCUCCUUCAGCCGGGGAAAACCUGCAGCGCGUCUCAGAGUCUGA
This is a messenger RNA of Morone saxatilis (striped sea-bass), 1023 nucleotides long. RefSeq lists its product as uncharacterized. Bases 76 to 1023 code for a protein of 315 amino acids. The transcript is spliced from 5 exons. NCBI's taxonomy places the organism in Eukaryota, Metazoa, Chordata, Actinopteri, Moronidae. The record is from RefSeq and is a predicted model, not a curated record.